GACCGAGCAAGUUUGUGUGCUUGUGCUUGUGCUUAUGCUUAUGCUUGUGCUUGUGCUUAUGCUUGUGCUUGUGCUUAUGCUUGUGCUUGUGCUUGUGCUUGUGCUUGUGCUUGUGCUUGUGCUUGUGCUUGUGCUUGUGCUUGUACUUGUGCUUGUGCUUGUGUUUGUGCUUGUACUUGUACUUGUGCUUGUGCUUGUGCUUGUGCUUGUGCUUGUGCUUGUGCUUGUGCUUGUGCUUGUGCUUGUGCUUGUGCUUAUGCUACAACGAUCAAAUGACCAAGCCAGUGGAGCUGCCAUGGUCGAAGGAUCAAGCAAAUUGUGUAGCAAUAGAGCCGAAUGAGGGUGAAUGUGGCUAAGGGCCGAGUGAAGGUGAUGUUUGAAAGAUCUGUAAUAAUGAAACAGAUGCAAGUGAGACAACUUUCACAUAGAAAAUAAUGUAAAAUGAAGAGAGGUGAAGAAAUUUCCCUGAACCUAUGGUGGAUGUCCUUACUCAGCAAGAGUCAAGUGUCCUCUGUGUUGGGCAUUCAUUAAUCUCAAUGACAUGUUUUGCAUAAAGUUCAGUGACUCGA
Molecule: messenger RNA, 569 nt
Organism: Rubroshorea leprosula
Lineage: Eukaryota; Viridiplantae; Streptophyta; Magnoliopsida; Malvales; Dipterocarpaceae
Source: the annotation of a GenBank genome assembly